This is a messenger RNA of Phycomyces blakesleeanus NRRL 1555(-), 768 nucleotides long. RefSeq lists its product as hypothetical. The record is from RefSeq and is a predicted model, not a curated record. The coding region runs from base 1 to 768 and encodes 255 amino acids. The transcript is spliced from 2 exons. NCBI's taxonomy places the organism in Eukaryota, Fungi, Mucoromycota, Mucoromycetes, Mucorales, Phycomycetaceae.
AUGUAUGCCAACACCAAGAAGGGCAGAAAGCUCACUCUGCACUCCCGUGAGGCAGAGCAUAACCACCCCAUCGAAGAAGACUGCAGAGCAUAUGCUAUGCAAUGCAAGCUCUUGCCUGAGGCAAUGGCGCUUGUGGUUAAGCAUCUGGAGAACAAUGACGAUGUAUCCACCAUCUUCAACUGUUUGAAGAUAAAUAGAUAUACAAACAUUGUUCGCCAUGACAUUGCUAAUAUAAAGCAACAUUUUGGAAAAUCGGAAAAAGAAAAGGAGAUGUUUGACUUUAUCACCACUCUGCAAGAUCUUGACUUCCAUGUCAAAUACUCUUUCGGUAAUACAGAAGACAAUCAAGUGAAUAUAAUCUUCUUUGUGCAUCAGGAUGCAAUCAAUGAGGCACAAAGAAUGCUUGAGACUGUCAUUAUUAAUGCCACAUAUAAGACAAAUAGUCAUCAAAUGACUUAUGUCAACAUUGUUGGUACUAGCAAUGUGCUUAGCUGUCUUCGUGAUGCAGUCUGGCCCAAUGACAACAACAACAACAACAGCAACAGCAGCAACAACAAACAAACAAUACUUCUCCCAGAUGUUUUCAUCAUGGACAACGAAAAAGCAUUGAGAAAUGCUAUUAAUCGAGUCUUUCCUGAGUCAAAGCAGUUGUUGUGCUAUAAGUAUAUCAAAGACAACUUUAAAAAGCAAUUGCUUCCAAUGAUGAAGGGAGAUGAGAGUAGCAAAAAGAGAGAUCUGUUGGAUAAGCUGUCAGAAUUCCUUGACUGA